This is a messenger RNA of Dromaius novaehollandiae (emu), 4909 nucleotides long. It is a transcript of the gene VSIG1, whose product is annotated as V-set and immunoglobulin domain containing 1. The coding region runs from base 66 to 1178 and encodes 370 amino acids. The record is from RefSeq and is a predicted model, not a curated record. Lineage: Eukaryota; Metazoa; Chordata; Aves; Casuariiformes; Dromaiidae. Gene Ontology annotation, biological process: maintenance of gastrointestinal epithelium; epithelial cell morphogenesis. The transcript is spliced from 8 exons. Gene Ontology annotation, cellular component: plasma membrane; basolateral plasma membrane.
CCAACAGUUGAGUUUUAGUCAAAGUCAGAAGCGGCAUCUAGUCUCUUUUCUUUCCAGACUUCAAGAUGUUUGCAACAAUGCUGAAGAUACUUCCCGUUCUAACCACCCUUGCAGGUCUCGGUGUCAGCAGCGUCGUGGUGACCGUUCCGCAGAAGACGGUGAACGUCACUACAGGCGGAAACGCAACUCUCCUCUGCACAUACGCGAGCUCUGAGCCACUGGAAAAUUUCUUCAUUCAGUGGAGUUUUUACAGUGCCAGAGAGAGCCAACUGCAUACACAUUCCCCGUGUGGCUAUAUUCAGAGUAUGGAUGAAAAGUCAGUCAGUCAUUGUCAAAAGAUGGUGUAUGUGACAGAUGCACGGGGAAGAUGUAGCUGGACGCACAAGAUCUAUUAUUAUUCAGGAGGAGAGUCUUAUUCCUAUGGAGAAUUUAAGAACAGGAUCAAAGCUGCAACAGGUCCAGGGAAUGCCUCAAUAACAAUCUCCAACAUGCAGCCCUCAGAAACUGGUUCUUACACCUGCGAAGUUUUCAGUCCACAAGGUGAUGCUGGACAGAGCCAAAAAUCAGUGAUUCUCAACGUGCUGGUCAAACCAUCAAAGCCUUUCUGCAAAAUAGAAGGAACAGCUGAGAAAGGCCAUCUAAUCUCUCUCGCGUGCACAUGUGAAGAAGGAUUGCCUCAGCCUACUUACCGCUGGUAUAGAGUAGAUGAGAACACCCUCAAGCCUGUGACUGAACAAUUUAAUCCAAAAACUGGGGUUCUUAUCAUCGGCAAUCUCACCACCUUCGAAACCGGUUAUUACCAGUGCAUAGCCAGCAAUGUCCUGGGGAACAGUACCUGUGAGCUUGACCUAACCACAAAGCAUUCAGAUGGUGGUAUUGUUGCUGGAGCAUUAAUUGGAGCAAUUGUGGCAGGUCUUAUCAUUUGCAUUAUUGUUUGGGUCUUAACCAAGAGGGAAAAGAAAAAGAAAAAGAAGUCAUCGAGUAAUGAAAUGCAAGUAAUGACUCAGAAACAACCCAACGCAGAGUACGUUCAGGUACCUAAUGAAGAAAGCAUACCUGCAGCCACAGUUCCAUCAAGCAAUGCAACAAAUGAAUAUCCUACUCUUGAGGAAACAGCAGCCUCUGGGACACCUGAAAAUGAUGAGAAGCAAGAAGUGGAAAAAGAGGAAACAGCCUAGAAUUUUAAUACAGUUUUCCUUGUCAGCUUUGGACACCUUUAUAAAAAAAUAUAGUUGUCAUUGAAUUAGCAUAGCAGCGUGACCAAAAUUUAAACCUGCAUUUGUAUCAUGAACCACUGGGCAAAGGAUCCAUUACACAUGCAGUUUGUGAAUAGCAAACAUUUGGCCUUUAAAGUUAACCAAUUUUCAUUUAUUAUCUAGUAAUAUAAAAGUAUAAGCCUAAAAAGACUAUCAUCCCCAGUUAUCCAACCUAUUUUGCAAUACUGAUUAUAAAAUGGUUUUGAGCCUUGGACAAAGUAAGAGCUUUCCAGUCAACUAUUUGUAAUGCUGUGUGUAUCCAUAUAGUUCCGAACCACAGCAACCUUCCUCAGAAACAGCGUUGGCCAAUCUCAUGCUUCCUGUGCAGCGAGAACUACCAUCAUGACUAACACUUUGCAGUGUUUAAAGACCUGAUCUUGCACUUCAGAAGUCAACAGAAGUUUCAUCAGCGUCAUCAGUGGAUAGAAACAGAUUUUGAGGCCUGGUCCAAUGAAAUCUUGUGUGUCUGAAUUCCACUUAAAGUUGAAAAGAAAUACUGGAAACCUCUGCUCUGUUGCUGCCUAACAUGAGACACGCAUUGUUAACAGCGUCCUUCUUGGCUUUAAAGUUCCCAGGACACCAGAGUUCUAGAGAAGUGCGUUUCAGCAGCUCUGAUUUUCUCCAGUUUAAUGAAAUCAGUAGUUGGGUAUCCAGUUCAGACCUCGACUGACUGGUUUCCAGACGAUGGGAGCCAGACACUUAAAUCCCCUGCAAGGCUUGUUAUAAUAGGCAUGCAUAGCAUCAGAUUCCUCACGAAAUGCAGGUACAGCUGCUUUCAAAACUCAGAAAGGAGUAUUGCUACUGCCUACCAUAACACAUUAGCUUACAUCCCUCCCUUUUGCUUGAGAUGAUUCAAAUCUAGUUCCAGGCAACUGUCCUACCCACUAAGCAACAAACUCGUGCUCUUUCUGUCGGUCUCUUCAGCACAGUGUAACUUUUGGGUAUCUUCUAUAGGUGAAAGCUUCAAAAGGAAAGGUAAAUGGUGCAGCCACGCUGAGAGCCAACAGCUGAGCAGCGAGCACCCGCUGGAAGGGAGGACAGGGAAUUGAACCACAUACACUCCCAUCACUAGACACCUGUCUAAUAGCACACACACCCUCUUUGCUCGGGGCCCCCUUUCUAAGGAUAAGUCACUCCUGGCUCAGUUCUUCGAAAGGGCAAAGAUACCUAUUUUCGGGAGAGCUCAAGGCCAGCAGUGCUUCAGUGAAUACAGACACCCAUCCCCAGCAGCUCCCCUGCUGACUUGCACUAGGCAGGUACUUGCUGACAGAAGGGGACACGGGUUUCAAUCCCACGUGCUGCAGAGGAGAGUAUUUGACUCAGGGAUCUGGAAAUUUUGGGCACUUAGAGUCUUUUAUAGGAUCUUUUAUAGUUCAUCUGGUGACUGCUCCUAUUAGUUAUAUGCAGGAGUCAUUUUUAAAAUGGAAGAAUGUACCUGCACUGAACUUUUCAGGUUCAAUUUCUACAGCUAGAAGUAUGCGGCCACUCACUUGAGAAACAGAAGAUGAGGAUAGCAACAUUUAAAUAGCAUGUAAAAAGGACAGGAGGUCCUUAUUAAGUUUCGGUUCGGACAAUUAAGCUAACUGUAUUUGUUGUCCUUUCUACCCAGCUUUUUGGCUUUCACAGAUCUUUGAUGCAUGUGUCCUAGUGUUUAGCUUCAAUCAGGAGUAAAACAGUUUUUGCAAUAUUUUUCUAAUCUUCUUGUUUUAGCUGAAAACUGCCGAUCCCAGAUAGCGAGGGUCAAACCCUUACCAAUGCCAAUGUUACCACUUUCUACCAGAGCAUCCCCACGCUACCUUCUCUUCCAAAUAUCCAGGGUAAAGCUUAAGUCAUGACCUGUAUGCAAGUUUCUUCUUAAUCAGGCUUCUCUCUUACUGGCUCUUGUGAAAAUUAUACUAAGCAAAACCUGCAAACUUGGACCCUUAAACCUAGGUUUAGAAGCUUAAAGGAAGUUUCUUGUAUUCAUACCCAAAUACCUUUGUAAGCAUGAAAGAACUACAACUCUAACCAUGCUCAGCAACAGCAGGAGAAGAGGAAGUACAGCCCACUCCUAUUUGGGUGCCAUAUCUUAUCAAAGGUGUUUCUUAAUGAGGUAAUUCAAACGAAGUAUCAGACCAAGGGGGCCCACUACCUGGCUGGCAGUGUUAUUAGCUUUGAACAAUUGCCUCUCUGACAAUUCUAGGCAUUCUUUUACUCUUGCCCUUCAUGGAAAAUAUGUAUAAUUCUCUUCAUAACACUGCUGUAGUUAUAUCAUUUCCUCUAAAAAUAAUUCCUCAUAUAAAUGUCUUAAUUACAUUUUUAUUGCUGUGAAGUUUUACAAUUUUGAGGCCUCUGUAACAGCAUCAUCUUGAAUGAAGGGGGGGGGAAAUACAUUAUGUGGUCAUUGUCAUCAUUAAUCUUUCCUUAAUCUCACCUCCAAAAAUUUCUCUGCAUGCAUUCCUUAUAUAACUUAGUAAGCUAAUAUACAGGCUUAUGCCAGUGAAGAGGUAAUUACCUUCUACAGCUAAUAUAGUUCCUUUAAAUGUUCCUAGCGAGAAAAAAAAAGAGGGAAAAAAAAAAAGGAAAUUGCCCAAGUGAUGUUAAUGCUCCUAUAUAGAAGAAACAGACCAACUGAAUGGCAGUUCUUGACUAACAAUUCCUCCCUCACUUCCAACCACCAGUUUGCAAUAGAUAUUAUUAAAAAAAAAAAAAAAAACAAAAGCAAACCAGAUUGUUGGGGGUGCAGAAGGUACAGAAAAGAACAAAUACAGUUAUUUGAAGUUUCUUAACAUAUUGAGAUAUUUUUGUAAGCCUUCUGGCAGAUGUUUGUUCUCAUUAUGAAGUCUGUAUCAUGUAAAACAUAGUUUAUUAUAAAGGCUGAGGCACUGUUCCUAGCUCUCUACUGAUCUUCUUGGCAAAACACAAUAAAAUUAGAUACUGAUCUACGGUGUGUAGCUCAGAAACCCUGCAGAGCUGUGCAAGAUACAGAACUGUUUUUCAGAAUUUACCUCAGAUGUUUUGACAGUCUUUGCUGCACGGCCCAUUUAUUUCCUCCUGAGGGAGUACAGAUCAUUAAUAUGGAAAGCAAAUAUUAAGCCAACAUUCAAGCCACCCUCUCCAAGGGAAGGAAAGGAUUUCCAAAGAUAGAAAGUUCUGGCAGGCUUUUUUCGCUAUACAAAAACCAAGGAUCAACACAGUAUUCUACCUUCAACUUUUCUCAAUUCAAGUCUUCAGCAGUGCUUGCAUAAUAUAUAAGAAAAAACAUUUACUCAGUCAAGUUUCUUCUUCAAGCAAGGUCUGCAUGGCCAGAGCUUAAAACCUAGCUUUCUCCCUGUUCCCAAUAGGUACUCUCAGUGAAAUUAAACCUGCAUUUUGCUUUCUAGGAUAGACUUAAAGUAUUUGAUGAAGAUGUUUGUUUGGUUUUAAGUUUCUGUCUUGCUUAUUGAAAUAAAUCACAUUCUUUUAAUGCCUUUGUAGACAAGUCAGACUAUAGACACUGUCACCUGCUGUUUCAACCUUUCCUUGCAGCUGAAGAACAAACAUGUCCUGUUUCCAUACAGUGUAAUGGAUGGUAGUGUUUCAGCUGACUUGCUGUCAUCAUCACAAGCAUAAAAGUUAUUUAGAAAAUACUGGUUUUGUUACAUGUAAGUUUAAUAAAGUUUUAUAACACCAAA